This is a messenger RNA of Porites evermanni, 9473 nucleotides long. NCBI's taxonomy places the organism in Eukaryota, Metazoa, Cnidaria, Anthozoa, Scleractinia, Poritidae. The record is from the annotation of a GenBank genome assembly.
AUGCGUCUCCCUGUGAGCAGUGGUUUCUCUGGGCUGGACACUACACAACUAAGGAAGAGAAACCACUGCGAGUGGCUGUUUGCUUCUUUGAUAAAGCCUAACUUUGAAGAGGUAAAACUUGUUUAAAAACAAGUUACGGCUCUCACAGAUUUGCUUACGCUUAUAACUGCUGCUUUAGUGCGAGCCUGCCAUGAAUUUUUGCUCUUUCGGUCUUCAUCCCAAUUAUUCCUACCCACUUUGUGUAAUGUAGGCAAACCCAUGUUGAAUUCCAAGGGACCAUAUCCAAUUUCAUAAAGAGAAGUGAAAUUUUGCUGCGCCUUGUUUAUGUUGUCUGCAAGACUUGAAAUAAGGCAUUUCCACGUCGCAGUCAUGCAAAAAGGGCAAAGAAAUUGAAAAGAGAUUGAAAAGCAGUAUGUUUACUUGUCAAAAAAUGGCUUUGCAUUAUAAUUUGAUCACAAGAUCUUGAGUGUUAUGCUCUUACUACAGUAUUCUGCACAAGUCCCUUUUAAAUUGGACUCAAUUCACAAUUUUGAGAACAAAGUCAUUGUAGGAUGUAAAAGGAUUGCUUGGUGUUGUUAGUGGAAAGUUGUUCUAUUAUAUCACCAAUUUGCACCAAAGUUGCUGAUUGUAGGCCGGGAGACAUUUUUUCAUCAUGCUCUAUCUGAAGAUCUUCAGUAGAAUCAUACAUUAACUUAUUAAACUUGCUAAUGAGCUUGGAAGCUAGUGCAUUCAAAGGCUGGAGAAACUGGGGAGCAACUGGGCAUGGGGAGGAAGGCAUCCAUUUCAUCCUCACAAGGGGCUAAAAUCAAAGGCAGCAUGAGUAUAUCAUUUUCUCUGAUUCAACAACAAUAUUAAAGCAGUCCAUUGGGGAUGAAAUCAAAGAGUGUUUUGAAGGCACUAUUGAUCUUUUCUUGUAAAAGACUGGGAAUUCAGCAAGCUAAAUGACCUUACUUACUGGCUAGACGAGCUACAAACCUGGUCAAUCGUAACAUUUUUGCCUGUGAGGAAUUUGUGUUUUGGUUAACUGGUGAAGUCAUCUCUAUUAUGAUUACUUUGCUGAAAGUUUUAUUGAUUGCUCUUUCCAUGUUAGAUGGGCAAGGGAUCCUUUAAAUAUGCUUGGGUCUUGGACAAGCUCAAAGCAGAGCGUGAACGUGGUAUUACCAUUGACAUUGCCCUGUGGAAGUUUGAAACAACGAAGUACUACAUAACUGUCAUUGAUGCCCCUGGUCAUCGUGACUUCAUCAAAAACAUGAUCACUGGAACAUCACAGGUAAGCCACAAAUUUUCACUCAGUUAAAGAAGAAGCUCUUGAAGACAAUCUUUGCAGUAAUAUUGUAGUUUCAGGGAGAAUGUCAAGUGCUAGACUCGAAACUUUUUUAUAGGGACUUAAAUGGGGGUUGCCAUAAAAAUGAAGAGUAAAGAAAGGAUUGGUGCUAAGCUUCAUAUUUUGUGGAGCAAGUUCCACAAAUAAACCGUUUAAGAGCAGCAUCACUUCACCCAGCCUCCCCGUUUACAAGAGGCAAGUCAGCCUGGUUGAGCAUGCUUACCCAUUUUGUUGGGCUGGCUUGACUCUUGCAUUAUUUCUCUUUAUUUUUUUGUUGUGUUUGUAUGAAAGGCAGCUAGCCUGCUUGUGAGAUCUUGGGUUUCUUGCAACGAUGUCUCCUCCAUGAUAUGCAAUAUUGUGGGCAAAUUACACAAGAAGUACACAUGCAAAUACACAUGUAAAAAAUACACAUGAGUACAUAAGAAUACUUUGAAUAUCUGUCAUGCAAGGAUGUAGCUAAGAAAGUGAUAAGCAGACUUUUUGGAUAGUCAAGCUGGCUGUUCUACUUAUCUCCAUCUCUAAAAUUCCCUCAUGUCUUUAUUUUCCUUUCAAUUUGAGCUGGUGAUAAGCUCUUUUUAGCUGGAGAAAUUAGCUGGCAGCUGGCUUUUAGCAACGUCCCCCUGGUCAUGUGAUUUUAAGAAUGCCAAAAUUUCAUUGGGUUAGCAUUAGAGAACACAGUGUGAAGCCCGAAUAGACACCUAAUGAGGUUUACACAAUGUAUUCUCUCAGCAUAACGAGACUUGAACAGAACCCCACUAACUUUGUAGAAUUACUAAAUAAAAAACAAAACUGCACUGUGCCAGUUAUGGAGAGAGCGUACCAGAAAGUUAAGUACCGAACUGUGACAGUUAGCUUUCAAAUAUUGUAAUAGGAUAUGGCAUACAUACAUGCAUAUUCUGGGAUUUGGCAGCAACCUUAUCAUCACUUAUUUUCGCGAAAUAAAAGUCCCGCAAAGAAAAGGUGCCGCGGAAAUUAAAGAUGCGAAAAUUAGUGAGCUUUAUAGAAAACGUAACUUAAGUUGUCUGUCUGCUAGUGGUACUUAGCAAGAACUGUGGGCCUCAAAACAUCACAAAAACCUUGCAAAAUAUUUCUCUGCGUGUUUUGUAGACACAAAUCCGUGGGUGUGUUGUGUUCAAUGUAACUCGGUUUGUUUUUAGGUAUAUAUACAUGUACUCUUAAUUGUAUUGUAAAACUCCCUGGUAAAGUGUGUGCUAGUCACACAAAACGCGUGGGAGACAAUAAAACAAUUUUACAACUCAAGAACUUCGCAGAAGUGCUCCACAGUGGUUUAUCCUUUUAACAAUAUUCUUUGCAACCACGUAACAGGCAGUGUGGAAAAGCAGCACAUUGCAAGAGGAUGGAGCAAUGUUCAAGCAAAGACAACCUCCUCGCCUGAAGAUCCAUUUGAAAACAUUGAGGCAAUCCUUAUCUAAAAGCUAAUUGGCAGCGCCAUCGAGUUAAAUAGUGCCUUGGUUGCUUGUAUCAGUGUUGCUGCUAUUGUUAAAUAUUCCAACCAGUUGCUUUUUAUGUUUCUAUGCCAUUAUGGUUAAAUACAGUAUGGAAAUAGAAGUUUAAAAAACCGGGCACUAGUGUACUUGAUUUGUGAAAUUUAAUUACCUUCAAAAACAGUGAAUGAUUCGUCAAAACCGCGAAAUUUAAGUCCUGCAAAAUAUUUCUAUUCCAAAUUCAUGAAAUUAAAGUCCCGCUAAAAUAAGUGAUAAUAAGCUUGUCCUAGAUGGCAUUGCAGUUCUGUUCAUAGAUCUUAUUUUCUAUUGAACAGUUAAGUUGUCCUUCUUGAAAUUUUAGUGGAAGAAACAAUCUGGCUUCAGCUGAUGCUACCUAAUGCUAACCAUUUCAUUGGUUCCCUGGUGUUCUUUUUUUUUAUUAUUACCUUGCACCACAUUGGUCCGUCUCACCUUGAGUAUGUUAGACGCAAUCUCUACUGUAUGCUGAUUAAUACAGUAAAAACCCCCAACUAAGAACCUACACUUUUAGGAGUCAGCUUAGACAGGUUCUUAUAUAAAUGGUAGUUAACCCUUUAAACCCGAAGAUCAAAAUUUGAAUUCUCAUUUGUUGCCCCUAUUCAUUUCCUACAGAAGUAGUGGGGAGAAGUUGAUAAAUAUCAAGCAAAUUAAUCUUGUGUGAUCAUGUCUGCAAUUCUCAUAACCACUCUGUUUUACAAAGCAUUGCUAUUACAAGAAGAAAUUUGACCGUGAUCACUCUUAGGGCUUAAAGGGUUAACAGAAUUUUAGGCUAUUUAGGUUCUUAAAAUGGGUUCUUAAUACUGGAGAAAAAACAAUGCAUAAUGGUGUGCUGAUCUACAUAUNUUAUUACCUUGCACCACAUUGGUCCGUCUCACCUUGAGUAUGUUAGACGCAAUCUCUACUGUAUGCUGAUUAAUACAGUAAAAACCCCCAACUAAGAACCUACACUUUUAGGAGUCAGCUUAGACAGGUUCUUAUAUAAAUGGUAGUUAACCCUUUAAACCCGAAAAUCAAAAUUUGAAUUCUCAUUUGUUGCCCCUAUUCAUUUCCUACAGAAGUAGUGGGGAGAAGUUGAUAAAUAUCAAGCAAAUUAAUCUUGUGUGAUCAUGUCUGCAAUUCUCAUAACCACUCUGUUUUACAAAGCAUUGCUAUUACAAGAAGAAAUUUGACCGUGAUCACUCUUAGGGCUUAAAGGGUUAACAGAAUUUUAGGCUAUUUAGGUUCUUAAAAUGGGUUCUUAAUACUGGAGAAAAAACAAUGCAUAAUGGUGUGCUGAUCUACAUAUUGCUUAGUAUGCUUUGUAAGUCUACAUAUCUUGCACUCAUUUUUCUUUAAAAAACAUUUUUACAACAAUGGCAAUCUGCUUCUUUUCUUAAAAUAUGAUUCUUGCAAUGCAGCUGUGCAUGUAAUGUACUAGUAUGAUUUUAGAAAGUAAGAACCUGUUUGAAAUUUCUUAGGCUAAAUAGGUUCUUGUUUAUAGGGGGUAUAAAUGACCAAUUUUAAGCUAACAGGUUCUUAAUUUUUAGGUUCUUAGUUGCGGGUUUUUACUGUAAGCUAUGUUGAGAAAAGCUCAAGUAGUAAACAUUUUGUAGGGAUGACACCAAAUCAAACUGUAAAAUUUGUUUGUGUUCUUGACAUGGAAUUUUAAGCGAAAUCAUUUCUCCUAGUAAAAUGCACAUUGUUGUAUUUGGCUGAUUCAACACAAACAAUACCCCUAGCCUUAGAAGCAAAAGAAGCUACUGCUUAUUUAGGCCAAUGAAAAUGGAGGUCUGGAAGAGCUACUGUAUGACUUUAUUGGUUGCAUUGGUUCUUGACCAGUAAAAGUUUUCUUUCUCAAACAAUUUAGGCUGACUGUGCUGUGUUAAUUGUUGCUUCUGGAACUGGAGAGUUUGAAGCUGGUAUUUCAAAGAAUGGACAAACUCGCGAACAUGCAUUGUUAGCUUUCACAUUGGGAGUCAAGCAGCUUAUUGUUGGUGUAAACAAGAUAGACAGUACUGAACCACCAUACAGUGAGAAGCGCUUUGAGGAGAUCAAAAAGGAAGUUGGUGCUUAUGUAAAAAAAGUGGGUUACAAUCCUAAAGCUGUUGCCUUUGUUCCCAUAUCUGGUUGGCAUGGAGACAAUAUGCUGGAGCCAAGUGACAAUGUAUGUAUUGCAACAGCUUGCCAGCAAUAGGGAGCUUAUGCAACGAUGACUGCAACCCCAACAGCAAAAAAGCAAUAGCUUAAGAUUAACAAAAAACAACUCUGCACAUGCAGCAUGCUUUUUUGUACAAUUAUUUGCUGUCAUUGCUGGACUACAGCAAUGACAUUUCAUGGAGAAUGUGGACAGAAUUUUUCUCAACUUAUUUACAGUCCUUAAAGACUCGACUCCAGAAAAAAUCGGCAACAUUUGGCAAAUUGAUUAGAUAGAACAAGAGUGGUGAAUUUUUAAACAGCAUAAAUUCACUUCUUAAGUGAUGUUUCCACUGCUGUUGAUUUUGUGGUUGCUAAAGCUCUGUAUUAGUACUAACUGGGUGAAUUUUAGGCCUGUUUUCAAGAAACCCCUCUGCGUGAAGAUACUGUAUUUUCUGGUGUCUAAGUUGGGACAAUUUUUUGGGCCUAAAACUUGAAAGAGAGUUUAUCCUAAGUCUAUGCAGCACUGUUCAAAAGUACAGUUGACUCCCAAUAACUCAGACCCUCGCUAACUCGAACCUCAUGCUAACUCAAACCAAACUCAAUUUCCCUUGGACUUCUUCAUGCAUUACUGUAAUUAUAUCCUCGGUAACUUGAACCCUUGAAAACUCCAACCUCCUGCUAACUUGAGGUAAAUUUUGUUUCCCUUCUGAUCAUUUCUAUAUCAUUUGGGGCCGUAUCAGUGACUGUAUCAGUCGCAAUUUCGAGCCCUGAUGAAAUGAAGGAGAGUAUGUGUUAGUCACCUGUUCAUUAGAAGUUAUUGAAAAAAUACCAUUAUUAUUUUCUUAUUUUUAGAUGUCAUGGUUCAAGGGAUGGGCUAUUGAACGUAAGGAAGGAAAUGCCAGUGGAAAAACUCUGUUUGAAGCCCUGGAUAGUAUUUUGCCCCCGAAAAGACCCACCGAUAAGCCUCUGCGUUUGCCCUUGCAGGAUGUCUACAAAAUUGGAGGUUAAUACAAUGUUUCUUAUGUAAAGUUCAGUCAAACCUCCACUAACAGCCACCUCUCCACAACGAUUUUUUUUUUGCUCCGAUGGACAGUCCACACAUUGACUCUUGAAUAAACCUCUCUACAAUGGCAAUGAGCACAAAAGUGCAUCCCAAACUGCCAAAAUAACCCCUCAACAACGGCCAGUGUUUUUAGCGGCUUAUGAAAAAGUCAAGAAUGGUCCUUAAAUUUGAUCCGUAGGUACAUCAAUGAUUAAUCGCUGCAACCCUAUUUUGGAUUGUGCGCCAUUUAUACUGCUGAAGUAAGCAUAAAUUUUCUUUAUACUUGCAGUGAAUGUUGCGAACCCUGCUGGUUUUGUCACGUGGACAUUUUGAUUCAAAACCUCAUUCAAGUUUUUGUGUGUUUUAUCUCUAUACAAUAUUAUUUCUGAUUGGAUUUCCAUUAUGGGAUACACUCCUUUUUUUUAUAAGUUUUGUUUUUCCGGCCCAGGCUGAAUAUUCUUAUUUUUCUGCCGAUUUUAGGCUGAAAAUAUUCUUCUAUUAUUCUUCAAUAAAGCCUAGUGCUGUUUUUGUUUUCGCUAGGUUUUGUUAUUUAAAGAGGAAAGAAUUUGUCAUAAUACUUUUUUGUGGUUUAGUUUGUCUUUUGUGCUGAAUACUGUACAUAUGUAUUACAUGUACCGUUCAUCGAACUGUCAUUAGCGUUGAACAUUUUGCUAUAGCUAGUGCAGGUUUUUUUAGCUAGUUUCGCCGUUCAGAGAAAGGAAUAAUUUUAUACGGUUAAGUUAAAAACAAAAUUGUAUUGUAUUUACAGAUGUUUCGACACACAAAAUUAUAUCUAUCCUUUUCCAAAUCUUAGCCUCAGCUUUAUUCUUAAAAUAUUCUUAAAACUUGGCCAAUUUCAGCCUCGAUAUUCUUAUAAAAUAUAUUCUUAUUAAAAAAAAAGAGUGUACAGUACACAUGAACUUAGUGCAAAAAAUAUGUUGUACUCUGCAUAAUGGCCUCUUCUCCAUAAUGGCCACUUUCUUCUGUCUCCAAGGUGGCUAUUGCGGUGGAGGUUUGACUGUAAUUUAGCAUAAAAGCUGUCCUUCCCUCACUCGCCCCUCCCUGCCAGUGAAAUUUAACAAGUACAAAAGGUAAAAGAGGUACUCAAAGGAAAAUGUUCUCACUGCAGCAGAGAUGAACAACAUGUUGAGACAGCCUGCUUGGUACAAGUACAAACAAGUUGUUUAUAUGGAUCCAUAAACAGGGGUUGGGUUUAUUAAUAGUUAAAGACCAGAUGGUGAUAACCCAGUAGGUGUUUAAGGUUCAGAAAGGCAUCAAGUCAGCUUGUAAUGUUCUGGUGGGGUAGAUUGUUGAAUUUACAGUAAACAGGCUGUAAUUAUGUGUGACUUACUUAAUCUGUUUUAACCUACUUAAAGGUAUCGGAACAGUUCCUGUGGGACGUGUGGAGACUGGAGUCCUUAAGCCUGGGGUAGUUGUUACUUUUGCUCCUCAAAUGCUUUCCACUGAGGUCAAAUCUGUGGAAAUGCACCAUGAAGCCCUUACAGAGGCUGCGCCUGGAGACAAUGUUGGCUUUAACGUUAAGAACGUUUCUGUAAAGGAUGUUAAGCGUGGUAAUGUUGCUGGGGAUAGCAAAAACGAUCCUCCAAAAGGAGCCAAAAACUUCACUGCUCAGGUAUGUUGGUGAAAACUCGUCAACCCCCAUCUGCCCUUGUAAUGUUUUUUUUUUCAAAUUAGAUGAAGUAGAUCAAAUAAAGUCUGGUUCAGAUGCCGCUCUGCUUGUGUUCCGAACAUGAUGAAUUAAGUGAGGCAAAAGAGUGGUGUCUGAAUCAAUUUUGGUAUGGCAGUUUUAGUCUGGUGCGGCAAAAGUGUCAAGUUGGACAGAGUCUGUCCAAGUUUUUUCGAAAUUAACUUAGGCUCAACACACUGUGCACUGUCUGAAUCAGAUGCCGCGCCACUGUGGCUCCAAAGUCGAGCUUAUUCAAUUAGGUUCAGCACAUGAAAAGUACAGCGUCUGAACCAAGGCUAACUGACCUCAGGUUAAACAAGGAUAUGCCUGAAAGCGUUAAUUCAUGAUAAAGCAGAACAGUAAAAAUCGUAUGUACAUUGAUGAGGAACUCUAUCACCAGCCAUAUUUAAUGUCAAUAUGGAUUCUACAGUAAAAGCAAAAUGGUGAUGAUGCAAUAAAAGAAGCAUACUUUGGGAUUCAAUAGUGAUAAAUUCAAUAGGUGUUAAAUGGUAUAUGUUGCAGUGAAAACCAAAAAAAGUACUUCGACUUAAAAUUCAAGAGUAUCCUUGCAGUGUGAAAAUUGCCUGAAAAGUCCAGCAACCUACAUUCAAUUAUUCAUCUCUACCUCUAUCUCUUUAUUUCUUGAGAAAGAGGUAGCAAGACACUCAGCAUGGGAAAUGUAAGGCCAUUGCAUUGUGCUGUUCAGUGUAUCCCUAUAAUAAUAUUAUUUGAUGAAACUGAGUAUGAUAGAAAGAAUUAUGGUAAUUGAGGAGGGUGUUAUCUGCCGCCUCAGCAGAAGACACCCUCUGGGAUCUACAUGAUUCUUUAGAUCAUAAGAAAGCUGUAUCCAAUUCCUGUAAGAAAUAAUUAUUAUAACAUUCAUUCAAAAUAAUUAAUACCUUAAACAUUCUUACCUCGGUUGAUGCUCUUGUCUUCAUUUUGUGUUUCUCAACAAAUUCAGGUUGCUGUUCUCUCUCUGUUUAGUUAAGCUAUUCCUUCUUCACAAAACGUAUGAAAUUUUCUGCCAUUUUCUCCAACUCCACCAAAGCAACUGAGCAUCUGUAACCUUGUGCCUGGGGCUUUUCCAUUGCCAUCCCAUUUUAUUAUUGAUGCAUUUUACCAGUUAUCCCAAAGUUCUUUCACAUUUGGUCAAAACUGGCUGGUUAUGAAGAAUAAUAAGCCACGUGGAUUUGAGCCAGUCAGAUACAGAAAGAACGACAUCUGUAAAAAGUUGGGCUCGAUAUGCUAAAUAGUUAUAAGAAAAUCUCUUUGAAUUUCCAUAGAUAUCACUUGCCAAGAGCUGAAAAUUGCACUUACUGCUCUAGUUAGAUAAUUAUAAUACCCUGACAACGUUUGUUGAACAAGAGCUGACGCAUUCCUCGUUCAUCAAUGUUGAACCAUGUGCAACUGUCUUAAAGAUGUUAAAGUGGCAUUUAAGGAGCACAUUCUUGUCUUUCUAUGCAGGUCAUUGUUAUGAACCAUCCAGGGGAAAUUCAUGCAGGAUACUCACCAGUGCUUGAUUGCCACACUGCUCAUAUUGCCUGCAAAUUCAGUGAGAUCUUACAGAAGAUAGAUCGCCGCAGUGGUAAAGUAUUGGAGGAAAAUCCCAAAGCUGUCAAGUCAGGAGAUGCUGCCAUGAUUGUUAUGAUUCCAUCCAAGCCAAUGUGUGUGGAGACAUUCUCUGAGUAUCCACCUCUUGGCCGCUUUGCUGUGCGUGACAUGAAGCAGACAGUAGCUGUCGGUGUUAUCAAGAAAGUGGAGAAGGAGGACAAGACCCAGGGCAAGACGACCAAGUCAGCCCAGAAGAAGGGAGCGAAGUGA